Messenger RNA from Oncorhynchus gorbuscha (pink salmon), 993 nucleotides. RefSeq lists its product as uncharacterized. NCBI's taxonomy places the organism in Eukaryota, Metazoa, Chordata, Actinopteri, Salmoniformes, Salmonidae. The transcript is spliced from 4 exons. The coding region runs from base 201 to 869 and encodes 222 amino acids. The record is from RefSeq and is a predicted model, not a curated record.
AUAUGCUCAUUAGACGGCAUAGCUUUCACCUGGGUCAGUCAGUUUUUGAGACGAAGACAGACUUGGGUAGUCAACUAAUGGGGAAAAAAAGCCUGUGUAUUUAACAGCUAUAGUGUAAUCUAAUGAAAACAGGUGGCCCUCUUCAUUCAGACAGACUCUCCAUUUGGACAACCGAGGUUAGAGCGGGAGUUUGAAACAAGAUGAAGAUUGUACUGGCCGUGGCACUCGUCCUGCUGUAUGUCUGGCUUCAGAAUGCCCACAGGUCUGAUGUCAUCCAACCAGGAAGUGUUUGUGAUCAGGCUCUACCUCUGGCCAUUUCCAGGCUCCUCAUCUUCCCUCUCUCUGUCUACUCCUGGCUGGUCUCUGUGAUGGUUGAACUCCUCUUCUCCCCUCUUUCUGUCUACUCCUGGCUGGUCUCUGUGAUGGUUAAACUCCUCUUCUCCUCUCUGACCCUCAUCUCCUCCUCCCUGUAUUACACUGUCCUUCUCCUGCUGGCCGGGCCCUGCUGUAUCGCCAGCUUGUCUCUGUCUGUGCUAGUGUCCUGUCUCCGUGUAGUUAUCUACAUGGUUCACCUAGUGUUGGUGCUCUGUGCUCUGGCAGUGCUCGCCAUCAUGACUCCACACAAAAUGGCCGACGUGAACGGACCCAAAAUGGCCGACGUGAACGGACCCACAAUGGCCGACGUGAACGGACCCACAAUGGCCGACGUGAACGGACCCACAAUGGCCGACGUGAACGAGCUCAAAAUGGCCGACGUGAACGGACCCAAAAUGGCCACCGGCGCCACUGCUCGUGACCAAACGUUCUACGACCAACUGAAGCUGCAGCUCCGAGACUCGGACAGAUCUGGGAUCAGUGUUGGGUCGUAAAGGCUUCACAGCGAGGCCGAGGGCAUCGUGUUAAGUCUGAAAUACAGUUGAUCAGUGUUUUUUUAUUUGUUAAAGAAUAAAGUCCCUUCCUUUGUAUCCUUUAGCCUGUUUUGGUGAACUUUAG